Mesorhabditis spiculigera is the source of this 194-nucleotide messenger RNA. NCBI's taxonomy places the organism in Eukaryota, Metazoa, Nematoda, Chromadorea, Rhabditida, Rhabditidae. The record is from the annotation of a GenBank genome assembly.
GUUUCUUGGUCUAUAACGUCGUCGCACGAGGCGAGCUGACGUUCCAGGAUGAGAUUAUCACAAACAUCCUCGCCCUGCACAAGCGUCAUUUCGGCGAGGAAAAUUGCGUCAUGUACAAAUGUCAUUCGAUUAGAAAUUUUGUGUUAAUGUGCCGGCCAAGCGGCAUGCCAUCCUCUGAAGACCUUUCAACGGAG